GCUCAGUCACCGUCAGCGGCUCAUUCUGCUGCGGCUGCGCCUACUCGUGCUCUCGUCACCGUUGCCGCCAUGCCCGGAGGGCUCCUUCUCGGGGACGAAGCUCCCAACUUCGAGGCCAAUACCACGAUCGGACGCAUCCGUUUCCACGACUUCCUAGGAGACUCAUGGGGCAUUCUCUUCUCCCACCCCCGGGACUUCACCCCUGUGUGUACCACCGAGCUUGGCAGAGCUGCAAAGCUGGCACCAGAGUUUGCCAAGAAGAAUGUUAAGUUGAUCGCCCUCUCCAUAGACAGCGUGGAGGACCAUCUUGCCUGGAGCAAGGAUAUCAACGCUUACAAUGGUGAGGAGCCCACAGAAAAGCUACCCUUUCCCAUCAUUGAUGAUAAGAAUCGGGACCUCGCCAUCCAGUUGGGAAUGCUGGACCCAGCAGAGAAGGACGAAAAGGGCAUGCCUGUGACCGCUCGUGUGGUGUUUGUUUUUGGUCCUGAUAAGAAAUUGAAGCUUUCUAUCCUCUACCCAGCCACCACUGGCAGGAACUUUGAUGAGAUUCUCCGAGUAGUCACCUCUCUCCAGCUGACAGCAGAAAAGAGGGUCGCCACCCCAGUUGAUUGGAAGGAUGGAGAAAGUGUGAUGGUCCUGCCCACCAUCCCUGAAGAGGAGGCCAAAGCACUGUUCCCUAAAGGAGUCUUCACCAAAGAGCUGCCGUCAGGCAAGAAGUACCUCCGCUACACUCCCCAGCCUUGAGGCUCUCUCCGCUCGGGCUGCGGCUGCGGCUCCUGCGGCAGCUCCCCAGGGACAUCCAGUGUGAUCACGGUGCGGUCGUGGGUCUCUCUGCUUCUGGCUUCUUCAGUGACGUGGCACUAACACCCCUCGGGACCCUACUCUGUGCCUUCACCAGCAGUGUUCUGCUCACACGUCCCAGCUCUCUGAAAUAGGUUCCGUGUUUGAGACUCAGAUCUGGUUGGGUCUCCGCGGGGUUUGUGUUCAGUAUGACUGGUGGUUGGUUGUUGAGGAAGCUUGCUUCAUGCCUUCGCAGGAUGACUAACGUGUGUAGCUGUGUUGAUCUGAUUUUCCCCUGUCACCCAUUUGGGGAGUGUUAAAAUGGACGCUCAACCUCCUCUGUAACUGUCUCAGUGUAUGGCCCCGGAACUUGAAGUAACCCAGACAUUCUUUAAUAUUCAGUGUUUUGAUCACAACUUGGGGGCAAAACUUUUCAAUUCUGUACUUUUCUAGUAGACCAUUGAAGUGGGAAGACAAGGAGAGGCAUCUAUAUUUUGCUGUUAAUUUUUUUUUUUUUUUUCAAUCAAUUUCUUUCAAAAAGGGAGACUGCAGGGGCUGGGGCUGGGGCUCAGUGGUGGAGCCCUGGUCUUGCAUGUGUGAGGCACUGGUUCAAUUCUCAGCACCACAUAAAAAUAAAGGUCCACUGACAACUAAAAAAUACUUUUCAGAAAGAGGGUGGGGAGGGCUGGGGAUGUGGCUCAAGCGGUAGCACGCUCGCCUGGCAUGCGUGCGGCCCAGGCUCGAUCCUCAGCACCACAUACAAACGCCGAAAACUAAAAAAUAAAUACUAAUUUAAAAAAAAAAGAAAGAAAGAGGGUGGGUAGCCUGCAGAGAAGAUCUUUGCCUGCCAGGGAUGUCCCUGUGGGUGUGAGCGAGACAAGUGCCAGGUGCCCUCCACAGAGUGUUCCCACGCGUCGGGCUGCUCUUGGUUGAUGAGGUGCGUGUGGGAGGGCUCACUGAAGGGAGGCGGGUGAGAAUGUCUAUCAUGGACUGUCCUUGCAGUGGGUUGCUGUUUUCUAAAUUUUGCUUUUGGGGGAAUCAAAAAAUAAAAUCCUUUGUUGGAACUGGA
Messenger RNA from Marmota monax (woodchuck), 1849 nucleotides. RefSeq names its product peroxiredoxin 6 (gene Prdx6). The record is from RefSeq and is a predicted model, not a curated record. Gene Ontology annotation, molecular function: peroxiredoxin activity. NCBI's taxonomy places the organism in Eukaryota, Metazoa, Chordata, Mammalia, Rodentia, Sciuridae. The transcript has 5 exons. Bases 70 to 744 code for a protein of 224 amino acids. Gene Ontology annotation, biological process: cellular oxidant detoxification; cell redox homeostasis. Gene Ontology annotation, cellular component: cytosol; mitochondrion.